AUGGCACAUCAUCCAUUGAUGGUGGUUAGAUGCAGCAGUGACAGCAGCAAGAACAAUAUCAGUCCUCCUCCUGAUAACAGUAACAACAAUAAUAGCAGUUUGAAGGAAGUUUUGUCAGGAAUGGUGGAUGAGAGAGUUGAAAUGUUGCUAGGGAAAGAAGAGAACAAGGCUUUGUUACAAGGGUUGGAGGAUGCUGCACUUAGGGUUGAAAUGGCCAAGAAACAGCUGGCUGAGUUUGAUAGGCAAGAAGCUGAAGCUCAGCAGAUCAGAGAUUAUGUCAACAAACUCCAGUCUACUACUUCUGAGAUUGCAGAAUGUCAAAAGGAAAUAUCAGAAGCGAAGGCAAUGGUAGACGAGGCAUAUCGCACGUUAGAGGCCACAGGGGCUGAAGAAUCCUCUUUACUACCUGAGGUGGGUACUGAAUCCAUCAUCAACAAAGAUGAAGAGCGGGUAGAAUCCGUUACAGCAGCUAUAGUUUCUGCAGUAGUUGGCACUCUAGCAGGGCUUCCCUUAGCCUUGACGCGAGCUACAACCGGCAAUGUUAAUGACCUGAUAGUACCAUUAGGAAUCACAUUCGUCAGCUGUGCUUUGUAUGGAGUAACUUUCAGAUAUGCUGUGAGGAGAGAUUUGGACAACUUCCAUCUCAAAUCAGGAACAUCAGCUGCUUUUGGCAUUGUCAAAGCUCUUGCCACGCUGGGUGCCAAACCAACUUUGCAGCAGCUGGAUAUUGACAGAUUGUUUCCAGUUGCUCUUGACAGUGCUGUAUAUAUUUCUGAAAAUCUCUUGAUUUUCUCUUUUGCUGGUGUUGCUUUGGAUUUCUGCAUUAAGUCGGGGUUUUUAAGCCCGUACCCCAUUGUCAGGACAAGACCCUAA
Molecule: messenger RNA, 873 nt
Organism: Oldenlandia corymbosa var. corymbosa
Lineage: Eukaryota; Viridiplantae; Streptophyta; Magnoliopsida; Gentianales; Rubiaceae
Source: the annotation of a GenBank genome assembly